CACCUUCGCCACCUCCUCCCCGCCGGAUUUCCCUGAUCUUGGCCCCCUGCCCUGUGGAAUGUCGAGCACGGACGCCCAGCGCCUGGCGCUGUUGCUGGCCGAGGCGCGACGCACCCUCCGGCUGCUGUCUCCUCCGGCCGCAGGCACCACCGGCUCGGCGCACACGGCCAUCGACAGCGAACAUGCAGACCGCCUGCCUGCAUUGCGAGCCACCCUCACCGAGGCACAGGCCCUUGGCGCAUGGAUGACUCCGGCCCAGCGCCGAGCCUUCGAUGCAAUGCUAGACACUUUUGCGCGGAUUGAGCUGACCUCCGGGGCGCAGUCCUCCGACCGGGCCCCACACCACCCUGCAGCCGAGAUCACCCAGCGCGGGGGCAGCAAUUCCCACCCCACCCCUGCCCAGCAAUCCCUCCACGAUGUUGCCCUGAAGAAUACCAGCUCCCUGCGCGCCGCGGCCGAAGACCUCGAGGAGAACGUUCGCCGCGCUCGUGACAUCAACUCCAUGCUCAUCACCUCUUCGGAAAUGCUCGAAUCCACCAGCACGGAGCACCGGACCUCCGGGGCCGGGGCCACACAGUCAGCCCUCUCGCUGACCCGGCGACUGCGGCUGCAGCUGUCCAUGGACCGCAUCCUCCUCUGGGUGGCAUGUGCUGCCUUCGGCCUUGUUUGCAUCUACAUCCUGCAAAAGCGCGCUCGGCUCUGGUGGUGGCGUUGGUUUGGCUGGCUCUAUCGCUGGCUGUCCGAUCGCCUCUUCCAGGCCACCCUCGGGGCGGAGAUCGGGGCCGCCGCCGGCGGCGCCGGCGGCGGCAACGUGACUCCCGGGGCGCACGCGAUGUUCCGCGACUGGCCUGCGGAGCUCUGAACACGUGACGUCUACUGCCGACGGUCGGCGCGCGCCGACCUGUGCCCCCCCCCGCGCAGGCGCCCAGAGAACGGCGCAUCCGCGCGGGGGUCUGGCGCUCGCUCGGCCGGCCGCGGCAGGCUUGCCAGAGCAGGUGCGGGGGGAGGCGGAGGGCCGGGGUCUCUCCGGCUGACUCGUUCACAGAGAGAGAGAGAGAGAGAGA
Fonticula alba is the source of this 1064-nucleotide messenger RNA. RefSeq lists its product as hypothetical. Bases 59 to 862 code for a protein of 267 amino acids. The record is from RefSeq and is a predicted model, not a curated record. Lineage: Eukaryota; Rotosphaerida; Fonticulaceae. The transcript is spliced from 4 exons.